This is a messenger RNA of Anguilla rostrata (American eel), 1455 nucleotides long. RefSeq names its product mucin-2-like. The record is from RefSeq and is a predicted model, not a curated record. Lineage: Eukaryota; Metazoa; Chordata; Actinopteri; Anguilliformes; Anguillidae. The annotation marks the transcript as partial. The transcript is spliced from 11 exons.
UAUGAUGUCAUUUUCAGCAUCCGGUAUGGGAUUCUUUUUGAGCGGACAGAAGUGCGAUCAUUCAGUCGCAGCGAAGAAGGGACAGCUGUAGAGGUGGCGCUGAUUUUCAACGGGACCAGUUCAGAAACAUUGCCCAGCACGGACAAUGUCGCGGAGACCUUGAUAAGAGCAGUGACGGACCCCAAUUCCACGUUGACAACUCAGUUCAAUGUUACUGUGGUGGUUGACUCCAUCCGCGUGCUAACUCCCACAUCUACCACUCCUGAGGUUCCUGCCACUGGAUCCCCCACCGUUCCCACUCAAGUUCUAAUUCUUCAGGCCACCCUGGAAGUUCCGUUCGUGCCUGCACUGGAAAACAGCCAGUCAACAGAAUAUCAAGAAUUAGCAACAACAGUCAUUGGAUUCUGUGAUGUCAUUUUCAGCAUCCGGUAUGGGAUUCUUUUUGAGCGGACAGAAGUGCGAUCAUUCAGUCGCAGAGAAGAAGGGACAGCUGUAGAGGUGGCGCUGAUUUUCAACGGGACCAGUUCAGAAACAUUGCCCAGCACGGACGAUGUCGCGGAGACCUUGAUAAGAGCAGUGACGGACCCCGAUUCCACGUUAACAACUCAGUUCAAUGUUACUGUGGUGGUUGACUCCAUCCGCGUGCUAACUCCCACACCUACCACUCCUGAGGUUCCUAUCACUGGAUCCCCCACCGUUCCCACUCAAGUUCUAAUUCUUCAGGCCACCCUGGAAGUUCCGUUCGUGCCUGCACUGGAAAACAGCCAGUCAACAGAAUAUCAAGAAUUAGCAACAACAGUCAUUGGAUUCUAUGAUGUCAUUUUCAGCAUCCGGUAUGGGAUUCUUUUUGAGCGGACAGAAGUGCGAUCAUUCAGUCGCAGCGAAGAAGGGACAGCUGUAGAGGUGGCGCUGAUUUUCAACGGGACCAGUUCAGAAACAUUGCCCAGCACGGACGAUGUCGCGGAGACCUUGAUAAGAGCAGUGACGGACCCCGAUUCCACGUUAACAACUCAGUUCAAUGUUACUGUGGUGGUUGACUCCAUCCGCGUGCUAACUCCCACACCUACCACUCCUGAGGUUCCUAUCACUGGAUCCCCCACCGUUCCCACUCAAGUUCUAAUUCUUCAGGCCACCCUGGAAGUUCCGUUCGUGCCUGCACUGGAAAACAGCCAGUCAACAGAAUAUCAAGAAUUAGCAACAACAGUCAUUGGAUUCUAUGAUGUCAUUUUCAGCAUCCGGUAUGGGAUUCUUUUUGAGCGGACAGAAGUGCGAUCAUUCAGUCGCAGAGAAGAAGGGACAGCUGUAGAGGUGGCGCUGAUUUUCAACGGGACCAGUUCAGAAACAUUGCCCAGCACGGACGAUGUCGCGGAGACCUUGAUAAGAGCAGUGACGGACCCGAUUCACGUUAACAACUCAGUUCAAUGUUACUGUGGUGGUUGACUCCAUCCGCGUGCU